Messenger RNA from Dunckerocampus dactyliophorus (ringed pipefish), 5400 nucleotides. Its product is annotated as major histocompatibility complex class I-related gene protein-like. The record is from RefSeq and is a predicted model, not a curated record. Gene Ontology annotation, cellular component: external side of plasma membrane. Gene Ontology annotation, biological process: immune response. The coding region runs from base 99 to 1130 and encodes 343 amino acids. NCBI's taxonomy places the organism in Eukaryota, Metazoa, Chordata, Actinopteri, Syngnathiformes, Syngnathidae. The transcript has 7 exons.
UCUGGUCUCAAGUUCAGCGUCCAUUUCUAGUUUGCUCGUCAAACUAGAUUUUGUCAUUUUGUCUUCCUCUGAGGGAUUAAAACUAGUGACAGCUAAUCAUGAACUUGUUUUUAUUCGUUCUCCUGGCUGUGCAAAUACACAGCGUGGCGCCUGUGAUUCAUUCGGUGAAGUAUUUCGGCACUACAACCUCUCAAGUUCCAAACUUCCCAGAGUUUGUUUCGGUUGGUUAUGUUGAUGAAGUUCAGAUUUCUCACUAUGACAGCAACAGCAGGAAAGCAGAACCCAAACAGGCCUGGAUGAACAAAAUCACAGCAGAGGAUCCACGGUACUGGCAGACAGAGACAGAGACCAGUGUUGGUAAUGAACAGAGAAGCAAAGUCAGCAUUGAAAACAUGAAGAAGCGCUUCAACCAAACUGGAGGUGUUCACAUUUACCAGAGGAUGUCAGGCUGUGAAUGGAAUAAUGAGACUGAUGCGGUUGAUGGUUGGGAGCAGUACAGUUAUGAUGGGGAAGACUUAAUAUCAUUGGACACGAAGACAUGGACUUGGACCGCAGCAAAACCACAAGCUGUUCCCACCAAACACAAGUGGGACCAUGACAAAGCUUUGAUAGAACAUAAGAAGUAUUACUUCACUGAGCUUUGUCCUUCUUACUUGAAGAAGUACGUGAACAAUGGGGCGAACGUCCUAAUGAGAACAGAGCUUCCGGAGGUGUAUCUCCUCCAGAAGACGCCGUCCUCGCCGGUCAGCUGCUUCGCCACAGGUUUCUACCCCGACGGAGCGAUCAUGUUUUGGAGAAAAGACGGCGAGGAGCUCCACGAGGACGUCGAGCACGGAGAGCUCCUCCCCAACCACGAUGGAACCUUCCAGAUGGCGGUGGACCUGAAAGUGGAGGUGGCGGCCGAUGUGGAGGGCAAGUACGAAUGUGUGUUUCAGCUGGCUGGCGUCAAGGAGGACAUGGUCACCAAGCUGGAGAGAAAACGCAUCCUGAGCAAUGCAAGCCUUGAAGACAACUCCAGCUUAGCCAUCACUGUCACGCUGGCGCUCCUCGCUGCGGCGGCCAUCCUGGCAGCCAUCAUCUUCCUCGUCUGGCGUUGUAAAGACAGACCAGCCAAAUACGAUCCAGCUUGAUGGUUUGUGCACUGGAACGCAGAGCGAUGUCUCCAUCCCUGAGGGACGUCAUCACUGUUGAAUCACACAUUGAGAUGUCAUUUCCUCAUGUUAUAUACUGUCUUCUUUUGGUGUUUAUGGCUUAGAAAACACGGUCUAUCAAAUAUUUUUGCCGGAUUAGUGGAUGAUAUUUUGUCAGUCAAUCAGGUUGGUCUUUGUGUCCAUGUCUAUGGUCUAUGUCAUCAUUUGGGACUCGUGUCAUCACAUUCACAAGGAUUUCUUCUUUCUUUUUGAAACCGAUAGGUAGCUGCUUAUGGGUGAAUACCACAUUGUGUCACAUGUCUCCUGGCCUUUCAAUACGUUUUGUUCCAAGGUGUGUACGCUUCAAACUGAUUUUUGCGGGGUAACGAGAGGCACAGUUGAAGACAAAUACAUUUUCUUUGUUUAUUUGCAUUAUUGUGUACUUGUCAUGGAUUAACAAGCCUUUAAGGUAAAAGAUGUAGCAGGUGAUUGGAUUUGCAAUGCUACUUUUAAAUGACCGUAAGUCUCCAACUAUCAAAAUAAUUGCAGUGGUUUCUGAGACUAGAGAGACUGGUGAGGCAGGUUAGGGAAGAUGAGGCUUUGACAAAAGCAGAGUGGGGGUUUGUUUACAGAGCAGUGCAAGCCAGUGUGACGGAGAGGGACAGAAACGAAGGCUUUCUAUGACAAAGUGCUGCAAAAGUUAUAUUUUAUCAGACUUUUUUUUUUUACCAUUAGGUUUUGGAUGUUGCUGUGUUGUCGCAUUUUUGCUGUGUUUUUGCUCAAUGAAAAAUGCAGAGGAGGUGGUCUGGGAAGUAACCAAGGGAGAACGAUCACAUACUUUUGAUAUUCAAUGUUUAAUCAUUCUUGGUUUAUAUUACAAAUCCUUUGCUCAUAUACACUGUGGGUGUCUUAUCAGUAAAUACCUUUCAAAUUAAAUUCUGUUUUUGGGGAUGGUCUUUGUACACAUUAUAACAGUUUCAGCAUGCAGUCAUGCAAAAGAGAUCUUUUAAAGUAGUUCUGAAAAAAGGGACACACGCACAUACAGCAGAUUGUAGGACACUUUAACAGCUAAAAUAAGACUAAAAAUUCCAGGUGGACAGUUGCAGUUACAGUAGUAGGUGUGGUGGAUGUGACCCGUGAGUUAAAAAGCUUGCUCUAGAAUGUUCUGCCACUUUUUAAACAGGUUGGUUUCUUUGCAAUAUUGACUGAUUUGAAGCUGCUGUAGCAAGACCAAUCAGGAUGGGACGCAUGACGAUUCCAGAAGCUACCUGAUGAGUGUGCAUUAUCAGUUUCCCUCCACGUCUUGUUUUGUGCUACCAAGCAUACGUUACCUGGGACGCACGUUUUGACAAAGGGAAAAUGACUACAUUUUUAAAAAAGAGAAGCUUUGUGCACUCGGUAGCACUGCUAACGUGUACUGACCUCUAAUUCUCUGCUGGGUUACGUGAAUGUUAGUUGGAGUGAGACGUGGUUCAGGGCCGGAGUCAGCUGGCCACACUGGUCCCUGCUAGCUGUAGAAUAGCUAACAAGUGACACUUAAUUGGGGCUAAAAUGCAGAAGAAGCUGAUAAAACGUGGCUUCCAGCGCCAUCACGUUCAACGGAAGACUCUGGUUUUUGUUAAACACAGCAAAUUACCAAAUAAAAAAAAAGCUUCAUAGUAACAACCAUGACCAACAAAAGGCACCGCCUCCAGCUUUUGAGGAACUAUUUGUUAGGGGGUCAUACUGCGCCUAAAUCUGAAUUUACUAUGAAAGAAUUUACUCAUGUUAAAAAAUAUAUAUUUUUUUAUAUUUAAAAGUAUGAAACACGAUGAAAGCCUAUCAGAGGUUCCUCAACAUGUUUUAUGUCUAAAAUAAUACUUCAGAUCAUUUUCAAUAGUGCAACAAGUGUCUUUGAAGUUGCAUUGUCCAAAUAUGCAUUAUAUGCGUGUGUAUAUACAGUGUAUAUAUAUAUAUAUGCAAUACUUUAAUUUAAUGGCCAAAUCAAAAACAAAAAAAUGAGGACAUUUUCAUCACUUUCUGAAAAAAAAAAAGACACAAAAACGGGACAGAAAAUGAAAACAGAACAUGUACUGGACAAACAGCAUGUUUAGUCACCCUAAUCUGUUUGUAUAUGCCCAUCACUUUGUUAAAGAGAAAGAAGAGGCUUCACUACACAUCUUAAAAUUAAGCUCUGUCAACUAUCUGCCAGCCAGCUACAGACGUGGGAGCUAUAAGUUUGAUCAUUUUGUGAUGUAUGACAUCUACGACGUACUGGACAAGUACAGAGUUACAAAGUAUAUGCAGAAAGUAGAUAAAGUACACAACGCGGCUUCUUGGAGAGACACACACACACUGAUGGAGACAAACACCGCUCAUUAGCAUUUAUGCUACAUACACACAAAGCGGUGUGUUCCCAGUAAGGCUUCCUAUAAGCACUGAAAAUAUCUCAUUUUUUGCAUUUAUUUAGAAAUGUAUUUCACAAAAAUCAUUGAAUCUGGACAGGCACGUGAUGUAACUAAACAACAGCACACACAACAACAGGCUGUAUAGGCGUCCGAUAUUAUCACACAUUAUUUAUUAUUCGGCUACACAAGGGGUGUCCAUACUUUUACAGCAUACUCAGAAAAUUAAAAGGAUGUGGGGCCCAUUUAUAAACUUUAUUGAAAAACAACCCAUGUAGAUCUGCUGGGAUUUUUUCAAAUUUGUUUUAUAAAGAAAAAGUCUGCAUCUUUUAUAAAGUCUACAUUUUUUUAUAAAGAAAAACAACAGUCUGCAUCUUCGCUGUGUGUUACUGGUGACAAAGCGUAUUGUUGAUAUUUUUUACAUUACGGUACACUUUUUGCUGUUUUUUUCCAUUUUCUUAAAUAUUUUAUUUAUAAUUGUUUCUUCUUGUAAUAUUAUGUCUUUAUUUUCAUAAUAUUCUAACUUUAUCAUCAUAUUAUAUCUUUUACCCUACUGAAUUUUCCUAAAAUUGAUACUUAUUCUUUUUGAUUUUCAUGAUAUUCUAAAAAAUAUGAUUUAAAAAAAAUUGCUUUUAACAUUUUAACUUGAUGCUAUUUUUUCUCUUAAUGUUAUGACUUUAUCCUCCUAAUAUUACGGCUGUAUUCUCAUAAAAAUGAAUUUCCAUUUUUGUUGUUGACAGCCGCAAGCCCCCGGGCCACACUCUGGUCACCCCUGAGCUCCACAAUAGCAUAAAGAACAUACUGUACCUGGGGGGCUGAAUUAGGCUAAAUUAACAUAACAAGUCAGCAAAUCCAACUAUCAAGUUACCAGUUCGCAAAUUCACCAAGCUCCCGAUCUCAUGUCACAUCACUGUUGCGGUUGCCGGUGGUAAAUUUCCCUCCUUUAUUCAAGUCAGUCAGUAUAAAUUAACAUUUAAAACAAACGUGUUAAAGAUGUAUAAAUGUUGGCAUAGUAGUCACACCAAUAAUGAAUCGCAGGACCAUCCAAACCUUGGAAAAAAAAAGUGAUUUAUAGUCUGAAAAAUACCGUAGGUUUUAGACAACAUGCUUUUGGCGGCCUAUGUGGGGCCUGUAAAGUAGAAAUUUGAAAAUGCUCAUCAAGUGUUUGCUAGAGGACUGUAGCCAUCAUACAUCACACCAAACUGAUCUGCACAUGAACAUGACAGGUAAUGCUAUUCCAUCAAACUGAUCAAACUUCAUGGUUAAGUCAUCACAUUUAGACAACCGAGAGCGAAGUAUUCCUUAGCGUUGGUCGGUGGGAAUAUGAGCGCAGGUUUGCCCAUGACGCUUAUCUUUACCAGCUCAUUACUGCAGCGGCUGCUGAUCUGUGGCAUUUAUCUGGCCUGGAAGAAACAGCCAAUUAUCCAGCGCUUAUCUGCUGCUGCAAUCAGAAUUGAAAUGGCGCCAUCAAUUUCAGACGUGGAUGCAAACGAGAUGACGGAUGCAGACAGUAUGCCUGAAACCUUACGGAAGUGCAUUUGUUUUAAAAAGUGUAUUUUUUUUUUUACAGUUAAAUGCACAACUGUUGUGCACUAGUAAUAUUAAUAACAUGAGCACUCAACCAUUAAGGACCCAUGAUGGCCGCGUCAUAAACAUAACGACCCUUUUAGUGUGGUACUAAGAACAUUACUAGCGCCUUUUUCUUAAUGUGUACACAAUAGAACAUUUUUAUGCAUGUAGGCUGAAACAACCACACCAAUCUCAACUCAGACCAGAAUUUAAAGGGCAUUUUUGACAUUUUACAACAGUGGUUUUAGUCCAAAAACACACAAAAAGGACCUACCACACAACAGGUAUUAUAAACAAGACAAUAUCAAAUUAUUGUU